AUGAAUGAGCCCUGUGGGUUUGAGUCCACAUACCUGGAAUUGGCAAGUGCAGUGAAAGAAGAGUACCCAGAUAUAGAAAUUGAAUCCAGGCUCGGGGGGAAAGGUACCUUUGAAAUUGAAAUCAAUGGGCAGCUUGUCUUCUCCAAACUAGAGAAUGGUGGCUUUCCUUAUGAGAAGGAUCUCAUUGAAGCAAUAAGAAGAGCCAGAAAUGGGGAACCGCUAGAAAAAAUCACCAACAGCCGUCCCCCCUGUGUCAUCCUGUAGCCCCGGCAGCACCCUCCUCGUCACUACAGGCCUUCUGUUCUGAUCACCUUCAACUCUGCCCAUCCACUCUUAAAUCUCAUUACCUUGCUGCUUUGCUCCUCUCUGCCUUCUGGCUUAAUUAUCUUACUCUUUGGCCAGGCAGCAGCAUGUGUGGAAGAGACAUCAAGGUAACCUGAAUCGCUAACAUUGCUGUACAAAGAGGCUUGUGGGGAAUAGCAUCACAUCAGGUGACUUGGGACCGGGGAUGGGUUAGCUGAGAUCUAACUUGCUGUUGGGUAGGAAUGACUAAACUUUGGUACUACUUUGUGCAUGCCAUCUAACCCCAGACAGCCACCCAAGCCCCAAGGAGGAGGAGAGCAUCCCCACGCCAUCAUUUUCUACCCCUCUUCCACUCCAUAAAUGUCCCCGUUUCUCCUAUUUCUGUAGCACAUACAUGGGCAACUAAUUGGCUUGCUGCCACCCUCCUUUAAAAUCCUGGUAGGUUGGGUGGAGUCUACCAGAGACCAG
Molecule: messenger RNA, 771 nt
Organism: Terrapene triunguis (Three-toed box turtle)
Lineage: Eukaryota; Metazoa; Chordata; Testudines; Emydidae
Gene: MIEN1
Product: migration and invasion enhancer 1
Exons: 4
Coding region: 1-264 (87 amino acids)
Biological process (GO): negative regulation of apoptotic process; positive regulation of filopodium assembly
Source: RefSeq, a predicted model, not a curated record